This is a messenger RNA of Gigantopelta aegis, 1126 nucleotides long. Its product is annotated as transmembrane protein 53-like. The transcript has 2 exons. Bases 126 to 992 code for a protein of 288 amino acids. The record is from RefSeq and is a predicted model, not a curated record. Lineage: Eukaryota; Metazoa; Mollusca; Gastropoda; Neomphalida; Peltospiridae.
AGUCCCGAUUGUCUUUGGAAUGAGUCACCCGGAACAUCUCUGGGAAAGAAGACAGUAUUUUUUUCUUAAUCGUCAUCGAUAACCUUUGACUAGAUUUAAAGUUUAAAUAAGUUUUUAUUCUUGUCAUGGAUACUGUGGGUAUUAUUAAACAUAAAAUUACUUUCCCUAAUGCAGAUUCUGAAGAUGACAAUUUUACAUUUCUCCCAGAAGACGACUUGAAGUUGAACUUGAAGAAACGACCGGUGGUGAUUGUACUGGGAUGGGCUGGUUGUACUGAGCGACACCUGUCAAAGUACAGUGCAAUAUACGAACAACGAAGAUUCAUCACAGUCCAGUACACAGCACCAACAGACAUUCUGUUUUUCAGUGGGAAUGCUGCCAAGCUGAAAAUCAUUGCCCAAAAACUCCUGGACAUUUUAUUUGAACAUAACUUGGAAGAUCACCCUCUAUUUUUUCACAUUAUGAGCAAUGGAGGUGGUUUUGUUUACAACAACCUCACAGCCUGGAUUCAUUCAUCAAGCAAGUACAGCAGACUUCAAGUAUACGGAUGUAUCUAUGAUAGCUGCCCGGGUAAACGGCGGAUCCUGAAAGCUGUGAAGGCAUUCAUGGCAUCGCUUAGAGUGAACACUUUUCUCAGAUACCUCUUUGGCUUUGGACUCCUCCUGAUUAUGACUGCAGCAAAAAUUAUCACCAGUCUAUUCCCCUAUUUCAGCAAUAUGAAGAAACCGUUUGUUCUGUAUGAGGAUCUAGUGCAGGACAAUGCAAGGUGUCCACAGCUGCUUCUGUAUUCCUCUAAUGACGACGUGGUUCUUCAAUGCGAUAUAGUAGAGUUCAUCUCACAACGACUGAAGCUGGGCAUAAAGGUGUGGAGCAUGUGCUGGGAAGACUCCAAACAUGUCGCCCAUUUGCUGUCUCACCGUGAAGCCUACAUCAACAAGUGCAAUAGUUUUGUGAACUAUUGUUUACAACAAACUCCUAGUCAAUCUAGUUGAUAAUACUGUAUAUGUCUUUCUUUUUAUAUAUACAGUCGACCUUCGAUAACUCAAACUUCGAUCUUUCGUAAACGUCGAUCUCUCGAAGUGAAACGGCGGUCCCGGCCGAACUGUUAUACAAACUAGUAAUAACA